Molecule: messenger RNA, 5066 nt
Organism: Numida meleagris (helmeted guineafowl)
Lineage: Eukaryota; Metazoa; Chordata; Aves; Galliformes; Numididae
Gene: ARL15
Product: ADP ribosylation factor like GTPase 15
Exons: 8
Coding region: 572-1240 (222 amino acids)
Molecular function (GO): GTP binding; GTPase activity
Source: RefSeq, a predicted model, not a curated record
GGCCGCUGCUGCGGAGCGGCGGGGCGCUACGGGCGCGGGGCUGGGGUUGGCUGCGCCGCCGCCGCGCGCUGUCCCUCCCUCUCUCCCUCCUUCUUUCUCUCUCCCUUCCUCUCUCUCUCCCUCCCUCCCACCAACCACUCCGCGCGCGCAGGAGCAGCGGCUGUGACAGCGCCGCCGUGCAGAGCCGGCGUCCCCGCAGCCUCUCCCAGCUCUCGGGGCGCCGGCGGCCGAACCCCCCUCGGCGCCGCACCUGGCGGCUUUGACCGAGCCCCCCGCACCCGUCCCCUCCCUCCCGGCGGGCAGGAAGCGCCGCUCCCGGGCGGCGGGGCGCGCUGUCAGCGGGCGAGCGGGCGGCCCCGCGGAGCUCCUCGGCGGUACAUGGAUUACCUGAAAUUCAUAGUCCAUCCUCAGCAUCUCUGGGUGACUGCAGAAGACAUAGAAUUGUGGCAUCACAACAGAUUGGAAGUUGAGCGAGUUGAGGACUAUGUCUGAAUGUAUCCAGCUCUCAUUUGCUGUUUGUAGAAUUGGCAUUUACACGACGAAUGUUCAAACCUGUAAAACAAGAGUUUGAAUGAGGCUUCAUGGGACAGCUGAGCUGCAGAACCAGUUCGCUGCUGAAGAGACAGCCUUGCUGCGAGUUCUGUGGUCCCCUUUCCUCUUGCCUAGGUAUCAGUGUUUUAGAGCACUUUGCUGCAAAGGACCACCACCACCACGACCUGAAUAUGACUUGGUUUGCAUAGGCCUCACUGGUUCCGGCAAAACAAGUCUUCUGUCACAGCUUUGCAGUGAAAGCCCAGAGAAUAUAGUGUCUACCACAGGUUUUAGCAUAAAAGCAGUGCCAUUCCAGAAUGCCAUCUUGAAUGUAAAAGAACUUGGAGGGGCUGACAAUAUCAGGAAAUACUGGAGUCGUUACUACCAAGGAUCCCAAGGGGUAAUAUUUGUAUUAGACAGUGCCUCCUCUGAAGAUGAUCUAGAAACUGCUAGGAAUGAACUACAUUCAGCUCUCCAGCACCCACAGUUAUGUACUUUGCCGUUUUUAAUACUGGCCAAUCAUCAAGACAAACCAGCAGCUCGCUCUGUACAAGAGAUCAAAAAAUACUUUGAACUUGAGCCACUUGCACGUGGAAAGCGCUGGAUUCUUAAACCCUGCUCCUUGGAUGAUAUGGAGGCAGUAAAAGACAGCUUCUCCCUUCUAAUAAACUUGUUAGAGGAGAGAGACUUCGAACCUUCAAGAAUGUGAAACGCGAGAGGGAAGAGCGGUUCUCCAGGCGUCACUGUACCUGUUCAUUCUGCUCACAGAUUACUUAUGGUGUGGUAUCAAGACUGUGCUGUGAUGUUCAUACACAGUGCAGAAUGUCCUUUUGUUAAAAUAAAUAUUCUGUGAAUCAGGUACAUGACUAUUUCCAGUAAAGUUGUCUACACUACUGAAAUAGGGAGUUCCUCUUUGUUUACCACUAGUUCUGCACAUACUGCAUGUUGCUUUCUUGCCAUCAUCCUUGAUGGGAAAUUCUGCACGCACAAGAAUAACAUAGUCUGUAAAGGUGGCAUUCUACUUGCUACCUUGUUUUUCAAAAAUAACUCACUUCUUAAGGACUUGUGAGAUGAAUUUGUGUUAGCUUGUUUACUGACCCCACAGUCUGGAAAGCACAGCCACUGAAAACCUUAACAUUAUUGAUACCUUAAAAACCAAGUUGUUUUAUGUCAAUGCAAAGGUUAGUCUGAAAUUUUACUAAAUGAAAACACAGUGAGUGUGUUAGUUGAUUCCUCACCUUAAGCCACUGCAUAACCUAGUCAAAGACAGAACCAUUAUUUUGCUGGAAGUUCCCAUAAAGGGAAAUUUGCACACAGAUGUGUGCCGGGAACAGUAUUGCUGGAGAAUAGGUGACAUACAAAAGUAGUAAGAAGAAACAGUAUUUUUAGAAAAUAUACAGAAGUUGGUUAAACCAGUAGUUCUCACUUAAAAUAGUUUUUCAUCAGAGAAGCAAAGCUAAUGUGUGUUAAAUCAGCUGUGGAGGUUUUAUGACUAGUUAGAAGUGUGACUGAUUUUAAAUAAGGAUUGCCAUCUUUAUCACUCACUUAUUGUAUGCUACUGUUACUUUAACGGUGACAAGGCAUCCAUACCAUAAUUAAGGGCCUUCCAGUGUUUGUAUCGUAAGCUUCUCUUUUCAAGGAAUUAUAACUUGUUCUUUCAAACUUCCUCUGGCCUACAUGUUACUUAGAAGGCAAAAAAGUAUUCAUUGGAAACAACAUUUGUUAUACAUUUGGAAAAAUCCCACUUGGUUCCAGUAACACAGUGCACACUUCCUCUUCCCAAGUUUUCGCCAUUGUAGAUUUUCAGGUUCUUUUACUGACUUUUGUUGACUUUUAAAACCUUACUGACUGAUUUUAUCCUUUAAAGAAAUAUGCCAGGUCGCUAGUUCACCAUGAAGUCAAUCACAACAGGGUAUGUGCAGAUUGGUCACCAGGCUGGUGCACACCUUGAAUGUUGUGCCUUGCGCAUGAGUGUCUGUGAACACAAGCUGUAGUGAUGUGUCAGUGGUUCCUCACUGAUCCUGCUUAUGUUUUGAAACUUUUAACUCCUGUUGCAGGGCUUUAGGCAACAUAUCUUUCCACUCCGAGAAUUUAUUUUUUAAGUUUAAAGUUUAUUGUAGUUUCUUAUUAGUUUAUUUGAGAAUAAGAAAAUAGUAAGCAUCAGCUUUUAAAGGCUUAUAAAAGCCAUUUCUCUAUUUCUUGUAAUUAUGCUCCUUGUGGAACAAAAUGUUUUGUAGGUUUUUGGUUACUUUUCCAUAUCCGUGGAUUUCUUGUAUCACUCCUUCAGAACUAUUUCUGCCCAAAUGCAUGGCCUGAUGGUUACUGUUUUAACUCAGUUCCUACUAUCAGAACAAAGCUGGAAAACCUGUUAAGCUCAUUGUUUGAUUUUGUGAUAGAGUAGGCAGAAAGCUUUGCUCAUAAGCAUGAAGGGCAUCUCUUCUUGCUUCAUUUUUCUUCUGUUUCCUGCCAGGCCAAUCACCCUACUCCUCCUACUCUUGAAAAUUUCCAAAAACUGGAAUUACUCAUUUUAAAGCACACAGACAAGCUCUAUGAUAGUUCAAGCCUCUUUGCCUGUAGAAGCAACUAGGUUGGUCAUCAGUUUCUCUCCUGUGGGUUAAGGAAGCUCCUUUACCUGAAUUUGUGGAGAAAAUGGAUCUGAUGUGCAGCUCCACUCUCUUAGCUUACAUGAGUUUAGGGAUCACAGAGUCCCCAACUUUUUUUUCCCUGGUUAGUUAAAAUGGCAAAUAGAAAAUGGUGGGGAGGAGAAAGAGGUUUGUUUCCCGGAGAAGGAAGGCAGUUUGACAAAAAGGAAGGCAAAGAGAUGGAUUCAGAGCUUUUACUGCUUUGUCAUGGAGCCUUAGUUAGGAGAUGAAAAAUAAAUUCUUCUCAAUUUUUUCUCCUUUCUUCCCAUUUUGAAAUUAUGGACCAAAAAGUACAAAAAGUUAAAAGAGUCCCAGCUCUAUCACAUUAUUGGAACUGCACUUAUUCUUACUAUCAGUGUUUCUGGUCUGGUGAUUUUGAGCAACCUGAACUAGCGGUAGACGUCCCUGUUCAUUGCAGGGAAGUUGGAAUAGAUGACCUUUAAAGGUUCCUUCCAACUCAUGAUUCUACGACUCUAUGAUUCUAUGACUUCAGAGUUUCUGAGUUUUAUAUUUUAGUCAUGAUUUCCCAACUAUGCACUGUUGGAGGGUGCUACAUGACUAACAUUCAAAAGGCCCAACUAGUCAAUGAGAAUACAGCUGUGGCAUGUGCUAGUGUGCAGCUAGACUGGACCUUUUGAUGGUGAAUACUUUUUCUUUAUGGGGAUACCAACUGCAUAGUAGCAGUGAUUUAUUUUUCAAAAUAACUUUAAAUGUGCUUUUUCUUACUAAUACAGUGAUCAUUCCUCACCGCAGGUUGAAACAAUACCUCAUAAAUGCUUAAGGCUAAGACCAACGCUUAACUUUACUUUGAAUGUAGUUCUGUGGUUUUGUGUUGUGGAUGGACUUAAUGGAUAUGUACCCUUUUACUGUCUGUGAACACUUUCACCUUUUUAUGGAAAUAUUAAAAAUGCUUAUAGCAGUUCACAUCACACUUCUGUGUCUAAAGUGUUUUGAAUACAUUGGCUAUGGCAGAAUAUGUAAGCACUGUGAGCACCACGCAAAUUUUAUUUGUAUGACCAGUCUCAAUGGCAUUUUCUUGUGUUUUUUUGUUGUUUUUUUUUUUAAUCUUUUCGCACACGCUCAUCAUUUAGAUGAAAUAAACUUUGGCGCUAGGCUCUACUUUCCAUGCAAGUUCAUUAAGGAGUGAACAUUGUCUUUUUAAAAAAGAUACUCUGCUUUAAUGUUCUUUAGACAUCUGUUAAAUUACUUUGUGUGUAUGUGUGAGUGUGCGUAUGUGUAUGUGCCCACAUCAGGCUUCUUCUCAGAGCUGUAGUUGUCUGCAGCGUCUCAGCCAUCAGAAUGAAAACAUUAUCAAUCAGUAUCCACCAGCAGCUGGUUUUGACAAGCUUCUGUCUGCUGCUUAAUGCUUUACAACUUGUCAAUGCAACUUUUUUCGUCUGCUCACUCUGAGCUGAUAAUCUUACUGCUUCCAUGUUGUGUCCUGUACUUGUACUUCUAGCAUUUGUAUGGAAAAAAGUUAAAUCUUAGUGCAUUUUGAUAUUAUUUCUUGCUGUAUAACGUUCCACAUGUAUCUUAGCUUGCCUCUUCAAACUUCGCUAUACAAAAAUCUGUGAUGUAUUAUUUCAUUUAAUUUCUUGCAUUUCAUUAUAUUUAUAGAAGUUGCAGAUUUUUGUACCAUAUUAGUUACUACAGUUGCCUUUUUGUAAUGGCAAUUAAUUUAUAUUACAAAAGUUUGUAUCUUUACUGUAGUUGAGAGUAUUAGUUAACUGCUAUAUUAUCUUGACUUUAUACUAAAAAUACAGUGUCUUACACAAAAGUUGACCCAUUCAGGUCGACAACUACUAGACAUGAGGAACUUGUACUGUUCGUGAUUUAUACAUGAUUUCCACUAUCGAAAAGAAAAAAAAAAGAAAAUAAACACUGUAGAAUUGA